AUCAAGAUUCAGGUCCCACUGCUUUAGUUUGCACAAGCAGGAGGAGUUUUGCUUGAAGAUAUACUGAAACUCGAACCCCAGCCUGGUUUGUUUGCCAGCAGGUGCUUCACAGCUGUCAACCUGAGUUGUAAGUGGCAGCUACUGUAAGUAGCUUCUGUGCACUAUGAAGAAUUUUUCAUUUCCUACGCAGGAUAACACAUAUCAGACCGAGAGUCCUUCUCACAGAUUCCCGAGUUUGACAAAUCAGUCAGAUCCUGUUGGAAGACCAGAAAGAGAUGAACAAUUAGCUCAAGUAGAGAUUGCUGUACUGGGGGUCAUAUUUCUGACAGCAUCUGUGGGCAAUUUUAUUCUCAUACUGGUUCUGUGGCGAAGAAGAAAGAAGCUCUCUAGGAUGUAUGUGUUCAUGCUUCACCUCAGCAUUGCUGAUUUAGUAGUAGCCUUUUUUCAAGUGCUGCCUCAACUCAUAUGGGAUGUUACAGAUGUUUUCAUAGGGCCAGAUUUCUUGUGCAGAAUUAUCAAGUACCUACAAUUGCUGGGCAUGUUUGCCUCUACUUAUAUGAUAGUGGUCAUGACAGUGGACAGAUAUCAAGCAGUUUGCUACCCUAUGGUCACAUUCCAAAAGAAGAGAGCUCUCUGGAACAUCCCCAUUUUCACCAGCUGGUUUAUAGCACUGAUUCUUAGCCUACCACAGGUAUUUAUCUUUUCUAAGACUGAAAUAUCUCCAGGUAUCUUUGAAUGUUGGGGUGAAUUUAUUCAACCAUGGGGCCCAAGGGCAUAUGUGACUUGGAUUUUUGUAGUUAUAUUCUUCAUUCCCUCAGCCAUCCUUAUCACAUGCCAGGUUAAGAUUUGUAAAAUAAUCAGAAGAAAUAUAUAUGUGAAAAAACAGAAUGAAUGUGAAGCAACAAAUCAGAAGCAAGUCCUGCCAUCCCGAGCAAGCAAUGUGAACUGUAUUUCAAAGGCUAUGAUCAAGACAGUAAAAAUGACAGUGGUGACAGUUGUUGCAUAUGUGCUCUGUUGGUCACCUUUCUUCAUUGCGCAGCUGUGGUCUGUGUGGUUCCCCAGUGUCGUGACUGAAGGUUCGGCAUUCACCAUUAUCAUGCUCCUUGGCAAUUUAAAUAGUUGCACCAACCCAUGGAUUUACAUGUAUUUCUGUGGCCACAUUCCAUAUUGCACAAAUAAGCAAGUGGAGAAUACCUCAGCUCAAGAGGAAUCGAUGAUCACAGGGAGCAUUCACCUUGUAGACAGAGACCCUGAGGAAAACAGUACUUCUGCAUAAAUACUGAAUGCUUUUUGAUGUUUUGCUGCAUUCCCUCUAUUUGUAAGACAUAUCCAUAUUUUAUGAUCAUCCCUUAUUUUGCGGAUAAGGAAGCUGGAAAAUUGUCUUUUGCUGCACAAAUAUAUAUUUCUCUGCAGUUCUGUAGCAUACACAGGAAGUUUCUGUGUUGUGCAAGCCAGACUCAGUGCUUCCAUCACCACUGUCUUAUCAGAAUGGAUUUUUGUUAAAAAAAAAAAAGCAUCUUACAUGUUUUGUGUCCAAAAGUACUUUCUGGUCUGUGAUUCUGGAUUUCUAAGUAGUAACAUUUUGCAACUAACUGAUCCAACAAAUUGAGACAUAAUUGUGAAGGAACCUGACGUGACUAAAUUUGAAUAUGUUUUCAAAUUGAACAACGAAUUGUUCAUCAUUGUGGUCUGAUUGGGGAACAGUCUGACAAAUCUUAAAAGGGCAGCACAAAGUCAGAAAAAUCUUUUGCCAGCUAUUAAUAGUAACUGGUUUAAAUCAAUUCCUUAUAUACAUUUAUAAAAUGCCAAGCCGCUUAAUAUAAUUAAAACAAAAAAAGGAAUUUGUGCUUGUUACACAACAUCUACUUCAGUUUCAAAUUCCAUUGUGGUGGCAGGUAUCAGCAGCAUAGCAGCAGUCCAGGUUUUUGGCUUCACGCCAUGGGAUUUUAUCUUCCAUGAAUUCCCUGAUGUGCAAGCAGUUAACUGGACACCUCCCUACACCCCGUACACAUGCUUAUACAUACUUUAACUAAAAACGGGUGUUAGGAGUGUACACUUUCAUUUGGUAUUCAGACCUAUUUGUUCUGGCAUGAAAUUUAUUGGCUGAGUGUGCUUAGACCCCCUUCAGGCUCAAAUUUAAUUAUUUCCCUUCAUGGUAAAAAUGGCUCUGCAUAUUUUUAUCUCAAAAUGCUGUUUGGUUGCUGAUUUGUGGGUGUUAUAUGCAGGUAGCUAGUUAUUCCCUUUCAAUGUAUGCAAUCUAAUCAGAGGAGGAUGGUAGGAAUAUUAGCAAGGCUCUUUCUGGUGAGAAUAGAGCUGCAUUCCCAGAGAUCUUUGGUGACACUUGCAUACCAUCUGCCUACAUUGUACUGUGUUUCAGCAGUGCUAUUCACAUGUCAUUUUUCUGAAUACUAGCAGUCUCAAAUAUUGGUGGAAAAGCUAUAAAAUUGUGGGGGUUUAAUUGUCUUUAAAUCAUAUUCAAAUAUUGAUUUAAACUAAAUACUGAUCAGAUUAUGAGAAGUACUGCUGUACAGUGAAUAGUUACGCUUCAGGUUAAUCUGUGCUGAUAUGACUGAAUAUUUUAUAUUUUCUAUUGCCUGUAUUGUUAGACCAAAUAUUGCUGUCCUUUGUGAUAGGAAAAGCUAAUGUCCCAGUCCAGCUGGCAAAAGGAAUGGAUCUUGGGCAAGUAGAAAGAGAAGGAAGGUGGACCAAGGCAGUACCAGUGCCAGACAGGAAUGAGAAGAGUCUAUGAAGUCUCUUAUAAAAAUUGCAAUUGAUAUUUUUGCUUGUGUUUUCCCCCUCUCUUUAAUCAAUAGUUAUUAAUUCUACCCCACAACAAAUUCAUUGUUGGAGCAAUUCUCUAACUCAAGUGACAGUGUUGUUAUUUGGGGUAAGAACAUCCAAGUUAUAAUCCAUACAAUUGAUAGGGUAUUUGUUAUAUUCAGCCAUUCACUGACUUUCUAAGACUUUCAAUCAAUUAGCUCUCAGUUAGGUUUUCCCUUAUGACUGAAUAUAAUGGUUAAUGGUGGGAUUUUUAGUUUUUCUACUUCUGUUGAUUGCAGUUAGUUACAUAGUAUAACAUGCAGUGUUGAAAGGUGGUGUAAACAGAAAUGUUGCAAGGAAUUACCUGUCACUGUACAACUGUAUUUGCAGCAAAACUCCUCUAAAGGCAUUCAUUUGCAAGAAAAACAGGCAUUCAAAUAAUGCGCGAAGAGUCAUCCAGAUCCAGAACUGACAGAAGUCACAGUUCUGCUCAGACACUGCAGUGAAGCUGUGCUAUUUGACACCACCUGCUCUGGCCUCCAAUUAAAGUUAAAAAGUGUAACUUCUACUUAUAUUUCUGCAUUGCUCAUAUAUUUGUUACUGGCUUUAUAAAUAAUUUGGUAGAGCUGGUAGCUUAAAUAACAGUAGCUUAAUCUGUUCUUUAAAAGUCUGAGAGCAAUAUUAACUGACCAUAUUUCAGAUAUUUUGAUCAUGUGUUGAAUGAAAUGUCAAAACUUCUUAAAUUUGGUAAUGGUUGUUUAUUGUUUGCAAUGUUCAAAACAAUUAUAUUUUUGUCUUUCAAGUGCUUUCUUUCUGAUUUUUUUCAUUUUCUUUCCCCUGAGAUCAGUUCUGCCAUUAAGGAGAAAAAUAAAUAUUACUGUAUUAUGGUACAAGCUACAGGCUAUGGACACUUUUAGUUUCAGUCUGCCAGGAGGUAUUUGAACACAGGUAUUCCUGCUUUUUUUCUUAGCAAAAUUAACUAGGCUGCAUUUUUCAGAUGGAAUUCGUUAUCCUAAAUGACCUGCCCUGCUUACCCCAUGGGCAGCAGUGACAGACACACUCAGUGGGGAGUUUGGUUCAGGCCCGCAAUUUUCUAUCAAAACUCAUUUUCAAAUGACGGAAAAUUCCAUUUUGAUAACAUUUUUCUUUUUUUUUUUUUUUUUUUUUCUUAGUAAAGUGCCCCUUACAGAAUUUUUCUUAAAGAAAUGACAUUUAAAAAUAUAAUUAAAUUUUUCUCUUUGUAAAUUUGGCCAUCAGUAUUUUUGGAAAUUGUAGUUUGAACAUCUUGUGCACUUCUUUUCCUCUAUAGUUGGAUUCUUCAUUUGGACUAUAUCUUUCCAAUUUACUAUCACUUAGAUUUUCAACAGGUAUUAGAUUAUCUCAUUAAGAGAGAGGAUUGACUGUGGGACAACAGUGUAAUCUGUCCAGGGUGUUUAGUCAAUGUGGGAGAAUCAGAAACUGAAACGUACGAGUCCCUGGAGACACUGUGGAAGCUCAUAAAAAUGAAAAAAUCCAGUUAUCAGAUGAAAGUCUUUCUUAUCAAAGCCUAGAUUCUGUUUUCUCACACAAAUAAUUUCUGAGUAGAAAAAUACCUAGUGCACAAGUUCCCACUCUUGAAGUGAAUAGCUAUGUUGUUGAUGCUGGCACUGCAAUAUGGUUUCUGGUUAUCUGGGUGGGGAUUUUUUUUGACUUUCAAGGGUUUUGUUGCCACUUGGGAAAGGCAUAGUUCAAUAAAAGGAAUUAGAUACUUUCUUAAAAAUUAUUAUUUUAUGUGUUGCAGUACAGAUAAGAAGAAUCAAAGACAAUGUAAUCUAUUGAUUCUGUAUAGAUUUAUUACAGAAAAACUCACAAAAAACAGUAGAAUAAAAGCAAAAUCUCAACAUG
Molecule: messenger RNA, 4644 nt
Organism: Neopelma chrysocephalum (saffron-crested tyrant-manakin)
Lineage: Eukaryota; Metazoa; Chordata; Aves; Passeriformes; Pipridae
Product: arg8-vasotocin receptor-like
Exons: 2
Coding region: 164-1276 (370 amino acids)
Biological process (GO): G protein-coupled receptor signaling pathway; positive regulation of vasoconstriction; regulation of systemic arterial blood pressure by vasopressin
Cellular component (GO): membrane
Molecular function (GO): vasopressin receptor activity; peptide binding
Source: RefSeq, a predicted model, not a curated record